Molecule: messenger RNA, 547 nt
Organism: Sinocyclocheilus rhinocerous
Lineage: Eukaryota; Metazoa; Chordata; Actinopteri; Cypriniformes; Cyprinidae
Product: protein jagged-1b-like
Exons: 3
Coding region: 22-363 (113 amino acids)
Biological process (GO): Notch signaling pathway
Molecular function (GO): Notch binding
Source: RefSeq, a predicted model, not a curated record
UUCACCUUUAACAAGGAGAACAUGCCUCAAGGCUUGAGUGUGGAACAUGUUUGUAAUGAGCUGAGGCACUGGUACCUGCUUAAGAACCUCACGGCAGAGUAUGCUGUGUCCAUCACCUGUGAGCUAGCUUCAUCAGCCAGCAACGAGAUUCACGUCAGCAUUUCCACAGAAGAGCCCAGGUCGGAGAGGAGUCCUAUUAAAGACAUUACGGUUCAAAUAUUUGACUUGGUGAGCAAGCACAAUGGUAACAGCACCAUCAUCAAAGCCAUCACCGGCGUACGAGUUCACCAGACACCAAGCCCCAAAAUUGGUAAGCAGCUCUCCAUCACACUGGACAUUGGGUCCAUCUUUGCUAAAAAGUAGUCGAAAAUCAAAGUAUUAAGGUUUCCACAGUCAGGGCCAGUCGUAUUAAAAUGUAUGUCCUUGGUCUGUCUUGCCUGAGCAAUGUUUUACUGUCAAAAGAAGCUUUAAGUCAUUGAAGCCAUGGAAUGUUACAUCAACUCUGCCAGUUGGAUGGAACUUCAAUUAGACAUCAGGGCCCUCUUUA